Umbelopsis ramanniana AG is the source of this 1035-nucleotide messenger RNA. RefSeq lists its product as uncharacterized. The transcript has 5 exons. NCBI's taxonomy places the organism in Eukaryota, Fungi, Mucoromycota, Umbelopsidomycetes, Umbelopsidales, Umbelopsidaceae. Bases 1 to 1035 code for a protein of 344 amino acids. The record is from RefSeq and is a predicted model, not a curated record.
AUGAAACACCAACAUGUAGGAUGCGGAAAGAAAGGUGAUCAGGAUACCAUAUGCUCUCCCCAUGGUGGAACAUGGACCAUAGGAACGGCACAAAAUAUCACUUGGAAUCCAACGCAUUCGAUAUAUGUCGAAAUGAACAAGAUCAACAUAACACUUUCAAGCAUUGUGAAAUUUCAACCCAAAAUAUUGAAGAUCUGGCGCGAUAUUCCCACCAAAUCCGGGUAUUUGCCAGUUUUUUUGAAUGAUAGCUUUGUGCCAGAAAUCCUACCGGCUGGAGGUGAACCCAAGGCGUGGGAGGCCUUUAUCAAUAUAUCCAGCAUUGACGCUAGUGGUAAAAACAAGAUAUUUCCACCGCCUUCUGCCUUUACACUAAUUGAACCUGCAAAACCUUUACAACCUUCGCCAUCAUCUUCGUCAUCGCAGGCGGCUUGGCCAUCAAUACAGCCUUCGAUUUCUUUUGGUGGUGCUAGUCAGGAUAAUAAGAGUUUACUGAACAAUAACGACACGGGUAACUAUUGUCUUGUUGCAAUAGCGGCAGUAUUAGCCGCUGGUGUAGUUCUAUGCGUCAUUCUUGCAGGAUGGUGCUAUAUUCGUCCUCUAAAGAGUCGGCAACAGGGACCUGAAAAUAAUGCCCCCAUUGAACAACCUAGCGCGCAAUUUAAAGAGUUUUCAACAGUAAUAGGGUCUGAAAUAUCAGGAACGAGCGAAGGCUACCGUUCGUCUCAUUAUACACAGUUUAGUAAUGUAUAUAGUGACGAUUCUAUAAUUCCACCAUCUGUGCCGCCGACGGAAAGUACCAGAUUACCUGCUCGAACCGCUAGAAUGCUCCAUCGCCAGCCUGGUAACAAUAUGCAGCCUCUAUCAUCUGCUGACGCUGUCAUACUCGGUAACAUGUUCCUGCAGAAAUUGAGGAGGCCCGAUUGGGCAACGGAUAGUCAAGUAACCGAUCAAGAUAAUGGGGAGCAGUCAGUAUUUGGAAACAAGUUAAAGAAACAGUUGCUAAAAGAUCCAAAUCCACAAAGUAGUCGUCGUUGA